Molecule: messenger RNA, 2763 nt
Organism: Priceomyces carsonii
Lineage: Eukaryota; Fungi; Ascomycota; Pichiomycetes; Serinales; Debaryomycetaceae
Exons: 1
Coding region: 1-2763 (920 amino acids)
Molecular function (GO): protein binding
Source: RefSeq, a predicted model, not a curated record
AUGUUCCUUAGAAUAUCGUCGAAUAUCGCUGGAGAUAUAGACAUAAUGAUGUUCAGGAGAUUCUCACGACACUUUGCUACAAAUAUAAGCGUACAUGAUCGAAAUGCAUCGAUUAGAAGAGAUGUGAAAACUAACAUAAAGGCUAAACUUGACUAUUUUGUGCAGUCUAAUCAGAUAGUUAGGUAUAGCCCAAAGGAGAUAGAAAGGAAGAUGAAGAAGUCGAGUAAAUUUCAAAAGUCACAGCCAAGUAGCUUUAGUGCAAGUCAGAAAGCAUUAGUCGUAUUGAGAACUAGGUACGAUAAUCAUAUUUUUCAGAAUAGAAAUGGAACUAAUAUUAAUCUCGACACGUUAAGCCCUAAUGAUUUGAAUGUACAAUCUCCGUUGUCGAAAGUAAUAUUUGAAAACCUAUUGAGAAUCAGAAAGAUGGCCAAGAUUCCUAUAGACGAAAGAUUAUGGAUACUUCUCGGUACGAACCGUAACCAAAUACAAGAUCCCUAUUUAGUCACAGAGGAUGUAUUAAAAUUGCUUGAGAGAGAUCAAGAUACUGAGAGAGCAACUUAUCUAUGUCGACUUGCUGGUUCGAGGAAUGGGACUGUGGGUAUGAAUGCAAUUUUGCAAUGGUUAUUGGAAAGAGGUAAAGUUGACCUUGCGCUCAGAAGCUUUAAUGAUAGAAAAAAGUGGAACUUGGCUCCAAACACUCAGACUUAUGUUAUCUUGUUUGGUGGGAUCGCUAAGACACAACAAUGGGGUCAAUCUUCGAAAGUACUUUGUGAACGUUGUAUAGAACUUUUCCAGAGUUUGAAGGAAGGAAAUAAAUCGGAUUGCUCAAUUGAGCAGUUCAAUGCAUGUUUGGGCUUAUUAGUCAAAAAUUUUGAUGAUGGUCAAUAUCUAGCUUGGUCCUUUUUCGAUGAGUUAAUCCCUAAACCCGAUCUGCAUGAUAAAAAAUUGAUACCAGAUAGAUAUACGUUCACUAUCUUUUUAAAUGGGAUUAAAAAAUAUCAUUUUCAUAUGGCUGAAAACAUUAAAAUGGAUAGAGAACUAUCUACUGAGGCAAAAACACUAAAGUUGUUAGAAAACCAAUCGAAGUUGAUAUCCACCGCACAAGAAGUUCUAUUGAAAGUCAUAGACUCGGCCACUCCACCUUCUCCACCCACGAAGAAUGAAGCAGAGGCUAAUCCCGAAGUGUUACGAGCUUAUCGUGAAAAGAUAAAGAUUCCUUUGCUAGAGAUAGACUCAAAUUUCGUUAGUGUUUUCAUUUCUUGUUUCAUAAACCACUCAUGCGGGACUGGAUCUAGUACAAGCCUGGCUUCUCACUAUAUAUAUGCUCAACGGGGUCUCGAAUAUCUUCAAAUAUGGUGUCCCGAAAUAAGAGAAGUGCUUCAAUAUGCUGAGAGAGCGAAGAGCUCUAGUUUGAAUUCUUUAGUCAAGAGUACUGAUAUUCGAGUUAAGAAAGCAAUUACCGCCUAUGAGGACAAAGCACUUGGCUCAAAUCUCAUCGAUGCUAAGUUGGAUGAAAUUAUACCUACAUUCUCUUCUUUAGAAAGCAAGAAGAUUAAUCCUUUGGUGAUUUUCCCACCACCACCUCAGACUACAAAGAAAACAAGGGCAAUAUUUAACGGCAAAAAGAAACCGCUAGUUGACUUUUCACGUCCUCUAAACUCAGAGCUCAAAGAACUUAAGCUUGAUAGAAUUUUCAAGCGCUCAAAGGGCAAGUUGGGAAAACAAAUGAAUAAAGAAGUGCAAAAAAAGUUUGAGGAAAAGACCGCUGUGAAUAAAUUCUUGAUUUCCCUAACUAUGAAUGGCUUGAUUGAAAUGGGUAAAUAUGAGGAAUUCAUUGUUUCUGUAUGGUAUAUGUUAAAGCGAUGGGGAGGUAUGAAUGCAGAUACCGAAAUGAUUCUUAAAAGAAUAAAUGAAGCUGGAUUGUUUUCAGAUUUGCUACAAGAAGAACCUCCAAAGUGGAAUCGUGACUUGAAAAUAACAAGAAAAUUUAAUGAGCAGCAGAAUAAUGGAAACUUGAUUGACAUUAUGUUGAUUGAAGACGUAAUCUACAAGAUCAAUGACAGUAUAAGACAAAGUGGGAGAACAGGAACAACUUUGGCUUUGGAACUUUUGUCUACACUUGUUAAAGAGAAUGCAGUUACUGAUAUAGGUUUGGCACCGAGGUACAAGACGUUUGAUGUAAUAUUUUCAUGCUUGGUAACCGACAUUCACUAUUUCAAGGAUUACAAUGAAAAUCAACUAACAGUUAAGAAUAAAAGAAGAGGCGUUCCUGAUAAUACACCUCGUAAAUCAAUCAAUGAAGGUGAAUUGAGGACUUUUUUGAAUAAUCUUAACGUACUUAUGGACUGUGUCUUAGUUAACGAAAGUCAAAUCGCAGUACAGAAGAAGUACUUGAUUCCCAAUUCAUUUGUUCUUUCUUAUAAUAGACUUAUCGAGAGACUUUAUAAUACCACAUGGUUAGAUGUUUCUCCUGAGCUGAAAUUAAAAUAUCAUAAGCAAGUAAUUAGGUCUGGAAUACUCUUAUAUAAGACCGAAAGCCUUGUCAACCCUAAUGAGCCUUACAAGUAUUCAUUACCUAUUUUACAAUCAAUUGAGUACGUUUAUAACACUCUUAAGGUGUCGCAAGAAUUAUCUACAAACGACAGAAAGUUAAUGAAAUCAUUGAAAAGGCUUUUCCAGCUAGAUUCUCAUGAUCCUUCUUCGUUGGAGAAGCUUGAAUCAAUCAAUUUUAGCAUUUACUCCCACCUUAGCUGCAAAAUAUAG